Messenger RNA from Leptinotarsa decemlineata (Colorado potato beetle), 553 nucleotides. RefSeq names its product mitochondrial ribosomal protein S18C (gene mRpS18C). Lineage: Eukaryota; Metazoa; Arthropoda; Insecta; Coleoptera; Chrysomelidae. Gene Ontology annotation, biological process: mitochondrial translation. The record is from RefSeq and is a predicted model, not a curated record. Gene Ontology annotation, cellular component: mitochondrial small ribosomal subunit; ribosome. Gene Ontology annotation, molecular function: small ribosomal subunit rRNA binding; structural constituent of ribosome.
UUAAAAAAGAAAGAGAAAAGAAGUGGAAUAUAACCUUUUAUUUCCUGUGAAUUUUGAAAUUAGAUUAAUUAUUGAAAAUAAUGAACUCUUUAAUUCGUAAAUUCAAUUUAAAAGCUGUUGUCAAUUAUUCGAGAAUAAUUCGAUCAUGUUCCACAGACGUCCCAGACUUUGACAUGGAAAAUCCAUACGAGAGAGAAAAGCGGGAGUGCAUCUUAUGCAAGCACAAAAUUCAAGCAGACUACAAAAAUGUACGGUUGCUCUCGCAGUUCCAAUCUCCCUACACCGGUCGAAUCUAUGGAAAACACAUUACCGGACUGUGUUCCAAACAACAAGAGUUGGUUGAAAAGGAAAUUGUAAAAGCCCAGAGUGCUGGUUUGAUGGGAACUUAUUCCAAGGAGCCUAUUUUCCUUCAAGAUCCCGAAUUAUUUGAUGUGGAAAAGCCCUUGAGGCCCCACAGAUUUUAGUGAUUUAAAAAUAGUUGGAUAUAGAAUAAGGUGUUGAUUUAUUGUGUCACAAAACCGUUAGGAAAAAAAUAAAGGUAAUACAUUGACGU